Messenger RNA from Echinops telfairi (small Madagascar hedgehog), 1434 nucleotides. RefSeq names its product collectrin, amino acid transport regulator (gene CLTRN). NCBI's taxonomy places the organism in Eukaryota, Metazoa, Chordata, Mammalia, Afrosoricida, Tenrecidae. The record is from RefSeq and is a predicted model, not a curated record. Bases 84 to 752 code for a protein of 222 amino acids. The transcript has 6 exons.
UCCUGCACAGAAAGGCGAGGAGAGCUCCAAGUGGAGGGUGGGUAUUUGCUCUCCGUUUGCCUUGUGUUUUCCAUUCAGCGAGAAUGCUGUGGCUUCUCUUUCUCUUAGUGACUGCAAGUCAUGCCGAACUCUGCAAACCAGAUGCAGAGAAUGCGUUUAAAGUGAGACUUAGCAUCAAAACAGCUCUGGGAGAUCAAUCCUAUACCUGGGACACAAAUGAGGAAUACCUCUUUCGGGCCAUGGUGGCUUUCUCCAUGAGAAAAGUUCCCAACAGAGAAGCCACGGAAAUUGCCCAUGUCCUACUUUGCAACAUCACCCAGCGCGUGUCCUUCUGGUUUGUGGUGACUGACCCUUCGAAAAACCACACCCUUCCUGCAGUGGAAGUGCAGUCAGCCAUAAGAAUGAACAGGAACCGGAUCAACAAUGCCUUUCUUUUGAAUGACCAGACUCUGGAAUUUUUAAAAAUCCCUGCCACUCUUGGACCACCCACUGACUCAGCUGUGCCCGUCUGGAUCAUCAUAUUCGGUGUGGUCUUUUGCAUCGUCAUCGUGGCAAUCACGCUACUGAUUUUAUCAGGGAUCAGGCAGCGUAGAAGGAAGAGCAAGGGACUCCCUGAAGUAGAAGAUGCCGAAGAUAAAUGUGAAACCCCCAUCACCGUGGAGAAUGGCAUCCCCUGUGAUCCCCUGGACACCAAGGAGGUGCACCUGAACGAAGCCUUUGUGCCAGAGGGCGAGCGGCUCACCCCUCUCUGAAGGCUGCUGGCCGACUUCUCCAAGAAGCUCAACCCUUAUUUCUGAGCAACUGCCUAGCACUCCAGAAUAUCAAGGCCGCUGAUGUAUUUUGCUUCACUUGCUUCUUUUCAAAGAAAUUGUGAACAUCUGUGAAAGUAGAAGGCGAUUGAUCACAGGAAGAAGGUCAUUGGAAUCAUCAGCUGCUGACUACUCAUACGAUCCUUAACAAUUGCUUUGAGCACACACGUGUAGGUGUAGGCAUGUGGCAGUUGGAGUUAUCGAUUGCAGAAUGCCACCAUAUUUAUGCAUUUUAAGAAAUAAGUUCAGGUCAAUAUAGACAUACAUAUAUCUCUAUAUACAUAUAUGCACACUUCCCCACCCCCACCCCCCACAGUGAGGAAUAUCUGCAAUCAGAUGCAGAAGGAAGUGGAAAUGGAUCCUUUCGGAGACCUAUUUAAUCACUCUGGUCUCUGACUACAGAAGCAAGAGUCAAAAGUGAUGGCUGUAAAUGGAAUCGACACAGAUGGAACUGUUAUAACACAAGGUGGGAUUUGAUCCUGUCAUCUUCCCCAUGGUUGCUUACAUUUCGUGGGACUCUCCGUCUCCAGUAGAGCAGCUCUCCUGGUUGAGAAUGUCUGCACACUUGUAAAAAUCCAAUCCAGGCUCAUUUAAUAAAAUACUAGUUUUCGCUUUUCUGCUCGCA